Brachypodium distachyon (stiff brome) is the source of this 1306-nucleotide messenger RNA. RefSeq lists its product as uncharacterized. The transcript is spliced from 11 exons. The record is from RefSeq and is a predicted model, not a curated record. Lineage: Eukaryota; Viridiplantae; Streptophyta; Magnoliopsida; Poales; Poaceae. Bases 93 to 1085 code for a protein of 330 amino acids.
GAUUGGGAUUUGGGAUUUGUGGAGAGGACUCGGCGCGCGCACCCUUUGCUGCCCUCUUCCUCUCCCGCCACCGGCCGCCCGGUCACCCGGAGAUGGCGACGGCCACCGCCUCCACGCCGCUCCGCCCGCUGCCGUCGCCUCCAUCCCCGCCUCGGCUUGCGGGUUCGCUGCGUCGGUGGUGUUGGGGGAUCCCUGUGCAUUCCCAUCGGAGAGCUUUCCAUGCGCAUCGGCGGAGGCGGUUCGUGCUGAGCGCUUUGUUAUGCGCAGCCAUCAAAGGUCCUGAAGAAUCCUUCAAGAAGACCAUUGAAGUGGAUAGGCUGAUUGAUAUGCUAAGGGACGCAAAUCCAAGGGAGCUUGAUGUAAUAGUGGUUGAAAAUAUUCUGGCAUUCAGCGAGGGUUUCUGGGUUCGGCUGGCUGCUAGGAUUGAUCUAUGCAAAUCGGAUGAUGAUAAAAAAGAUUACGAAGAAUUGGCUGAAAAUAUCAUGAACAUAGUUGACCGUGUCGUCCACAAGACUGACGAGAAGAUUGAGCAGUCAACUGAUGUUCUGAAGGCAAUUAUUAGUCCUGUUAUGCAAGAAGGAGAAGAUGUGAUGUGGCCACCAAGAGACCCAGAGGCCCUAAAAUUGAUGGAGAUGGAAAUAUCAAAUAGAGAAAAAGAAGGACAGCUAGAUGAGAGUUUUCUGUCAGAAGUUAAUGCUCAGUUGAGGCAAGCUAAAGAAGAUGGUGAUAAGCCAGGGCUUCAAGCCAUGCUGCAAAAGGUAUUGCAACUAUAUGCUUGCAACUUUCUCCAAAAGCGCAGUUAUGCUUAUAAAGGGGGAGAGGUUGUAGUGCCUGAAAAGUUUCUUGAAUCGAUAAUACAGGCUCCUGAAAAUGACUGGAACAAACUGCUGCUUGACGGACUUACAGUUGGAAAGGGGGAUGUUUCGCCUGAAGAACUUUACACUGUUACGAAGAAGAGAAUUGAGAGAAUCUUAAUUCGCACAGAAGGAGGUUCUUAUCAGCAACGUGUACUUGUUGAAUAUAUAAAAGAGAUACAGGCCAGAGCAGAGGAGAUUGUGAAUCGGCUUCAAGGACCAGCUAUCUAACAUUAUGGUAGUGUUGUAACUUGUCGAUCGGUUUUAUAGUAGUGCUGUAACUUCUGAUUCCAUUGCGUUCAAUAGAUUGGGAAGAUUGGAUUCUAUCUUUAGCUGAAGUAUUUCCAGAAUGCUUUGUGGCAAUAAAAAUUCAUUGUGGGGUUCCUGAAUGGGCAUGGAGGGAUCAUCUGUAAUCGGAGAUUUCAAUGCUUGGUACUCCCUCGGUUCCAUAA